Molecule: messenger RNA, 660 nt
Organism: Didymella exigua CBS 183.55
Lineage: Eukaryota; Fungi; Ascomycota; Dothideomycetes; Pleosporales; Didymellaceae
Product: Cloroperoxidase
Exons: 3
Molecular function (GO): peroxidase activity
Source: RefSeq, a predicted model, not a curated record
CAAUAUGACACGCCAAGCCCACACGAAUGGAUCCCUGGUGGUCAUAACGACUUCCGCGGGCCCUGCCCCAUGCUCAAUUCCCUGACAAACCACGGCUUCCUCCCCCGUGAUGGCCGUAACUUCACCAAAACCAACGUCGUGAAAGGCCUCGGCGACGGCCUGAACUUCGACGCCACCCUCGCAGGCAUAAUGUGGGAGCAAGCCAUCAUCGCCAACCCCGAGCCAAACGCGACUUUCUUCACACUCGAGCAGCUGAACGUGCAUAACCUGCUCGAACACGAUGCCAGUCUAUCUCGUACUGAUGCGGCAUUUGGAAACAACCAUGUCUUCAAUCAGACGAUUUUUGAUACGAGUAAGGCGUGGUGGACGGAUGAGACGGUUACCGCGAAACAGUUGGCGCAUAGCAAGAUCUUUAGGCAGUUGGUGAGCAGAGCGGAGAAUGAGAACUACACGUUCACUGCGUCGACGGAGGAGUUUAGUUUGGGGGAGGUUGCGGCGCCAAUCAUUGCGUUUGGAGAUACCAAUAUUGGUACGGUACCGAGGGACUUAGUUGUGUACUUCUUUGAGCUGGGUUGGUCAAAGAAGAACAUGUCGAUCACACUGGAGACUAUCCUGGGCACAACGGCUAUAAUCCGUAAUGCUACAGGUCUAUUGGCUGGU